Molecule: messenger RNA, 1320 nt
Organism: Galendromus occidentalis (western predatory mite)
Lineage: Eukaryota; Metazoa; Arthropoda; Arachnida; Mesostigmata; Phytoseiidae
Product: P-granule-associated novel protein 1
Exons: 6
Coding region: 86-1012 (308 amino acids)
Cellular component (GO): plasma membrane
Molecular function (GO): protein binding
Source: RefSeq, a predicted model, not a curated record
AAAUCUCGUAUGGGCGUUCUCCCAAAACGAAUUCUCUUACUACGUCUUCGUGAUAGAUCGGCGGUUCUGCUAGCUCCAAGCAGAAAUGUUGCUCGGUGUUAUUCUGCUUCCCAUCCUGUCUGUGGUGUCCGCUGCAGAUGUUGCUUGUCCACGAGAUGAAUAUCUACUCCCAUUCGGUUGCCGCUGUCGUUCCGAAGGCCGCGUGCAGUGCUCCAAUGUGCAGGACUCGAAAAAAUUCGAGAUGAUCAUGGCUGCAUGUCAAGGAUAUCAGCUUCUGGAAUUCACAUUGGUGAAUGCAAAACUCGAGUGGUUGCCGCCGACGACCUUCCAAUUCAUAGACACCCUCGAGUUCGUUCUCAGUAAUUCGGUUCUCGAAUCUUUAACGGAGCCGAUCCCAGGCAAUAGACUCUUCAAAGGAUCCGGCGUCGAACAUUUCAUCCUCUCCAAUACCGACAUACGCGAUGGCGACCUCAGCCAGAUCGGGUACCUGGAUGAUUUGAAACAACUCGUGAUUAAGAACUACCCCAAUGCCCUUUUCUUGGCGAGUCUGGUCGGUAAGAUUCAACAAACCCAGAUUCAAGAACUCAUCCUCGAGAACCUACCUCAUCUCGUGUGGCGAGGCGACGAGAUCGCACCGCUCAACCAUCUCAGAACCUUGUCUCUCUCCGGUCUGAAUCUGAAAGAAAUCAGGCGCGAGGAUCUACCAGAAAAUGUGGGGAAUCUCGAGAACCUAUGGCUAAAGGACAACAACCUUCAGUGGCUGCCGGACGAUUUCCUGACAGAUAUGAAGAGCCUGAAGAUGUUGGACUUAUCAUCGAACAAGUUCAAAACUCUCUACGAAGAGACAUUCGCCUCAUUCAGCGAAUUCAUCGUCCUCCAUGGCAACCCAUUGGAAUGCGACUCGCGUCUCGACUGGCUCCGGGAGCGCUUACGCAGCAACUCCUUGAAAAUAAUGACACCGCAGCCCAUUAAAUGCCAAGAUGGGUCGAAUCUGAUCGACCUCCUGCUCUGAAGCACUUCGACAUCGACCUAGGUUCGACUUCUAGCACCGUGCCUGCAUGAGGAUGCGAGAGGCUCCGGGGCCGGCUCCAGUUAAGGAUGGUUUCAAGCAAAUACGCAUAUUCUCAAGCCGCCGGAAUCCCAAAAGAAACAGAUUCGCUGGCGAGCUUGAAUGAUACAUCAGGAAACUCUGAGCCACACAAUAAGUAAAUAAAGUAAACUGGGUCUUCGUCCCGCGAAUUACGCGAUGCCCUUGCAGGGGCUGAUGCUUGGUGCUACCAGGCUAGUUUGAUCGGAAGUUUCAAAGAGGUCUCUUAGUCG